CGCGCUUUUUCGGCAUUCCCGAAGAAAGUCUCGCAUAUAAUCGCGAUAUUUUAAAAUAACGCUCCUUUUCCUACUAGCCCUCGAAAAUGCCCACCAGGAACAGCAAGACCAGGAAGCUCCGGGGGCACGUCAGCCACGGCCAUGGCCGAGUCGGCAAACACAGGAAGCAUCCCGGAGGCCGCGGUAACGCUGGUGGCAUGCAUCACCACAGGAUCAACUUCGACAAAUACCACCCAGGGUACUUUGGUAAAGUCGGUAUGAGACAUUACCAUCUGAAGAGGAACACAAUGUUCUGCCCAACCAUCAAUCUGGACAAGCUCUGGACAUUGGUCAGUGAGCAGACCAGGGUCAACUACGGCAAGAAGCCCGAAGGCCCUGCACCCAUCAUUGAUGUCGUGCGUGCUGGCUAUUUCAAGGUGUUGGGCAAAGGCAAACUGCCCAAGCAGCCUGUCAUUGUGAAGGCCAAGUUCUUCAGCAGAAAGGCUGAGGAGAAGAUCAAGGGAGUUGGAGGAGCUUGUGUACUGAUGGCAUGAGCAUCUGAUACCAAUUAUUGAAAAUAAAUUGUAUAAAAAGAA
Molecule: messenger RNA, 575 nt
Organism: Paramormyrops kingsleyae
Lineage: Eukaryota; Metazoa; Chordata; Actinopteri; Osteoglossiformes; Mormyridae
Gene: rpl27a
Product: ribosomal protein L27a
Biological process (GO): translation
Cellular component (GO): ribosome; cytosolic large ribosomal subunit
Molecular function (GO): structural constituent of ribosome
Source: RefSeq, a predicted model, not a curated record